AUAGGUUUUUUCGUGUAAAGUGAACUUUGAUACACAAUGUGGUGGAUCCUGCGUCGAGCUGGCUUGACCGGCGCGUCCUUUUUCAGUCAGUCCUCCGGCACAAACAACAAUAAUGCUGUUAAAACAGAACCGAGACCGUUACGGAAAAACUAUAAUCAACUUUCGUCAAACGAAAAGUGCGACAAUAGACAAGCUGAAGAUGUACACAUCGAGGAAGCCGAAGUCGACUCCGAUGCGAGCAGCACCGACCUAGAGGAACGGGACACGCGCGGUGUGUGCCCGCCCUGUGCGCAUGACCGCUACAACAACAAUAUACGACGCCAUGCACACGACGAUUUCAGUGACGAUACUGAUUAUGAUGAGGCGCUGACGUGCAACGUAUGCGACAGAUCGUUCUCGACGCGCCGUCAGCUCAGCGACCACCAGCAGAAAAAGCGGCACUUCGGGUGUAGUUCAUGCGACAGCCUGUUCCCCUCGCUGAUGGCACUAGAGCACCACAAGGAGGAGUUCCAGCACUGGAGCGACUCCUCGUACUGCUCGCACUCGGACAGCGAGGAGAGCGAGGGGUGCCAGGAGGACCGGCACCGACUGCUCUAAUGCCACCAUCUCAUUGUCGCCGGGGACAAGCCGGCCGAGCUCGGCACCUUCGUCUGAUAGCUUACAGCGCCCCCAUUCUGCUGUAACCUCAAUACUUGUAAUGGUUCAGAAUUACAUCUCCACUCUCAACGAUACUUUUUUAUCCAAUCGUGUUUGAUUAUUCAUAGUUGAUUUGAUUUCUGACCAAUCAUGUGACAAUUGGUCAAGAAACUGUUGUAUAUUUACUUGUAGUAAUCCACUACUGAACCAUUAUGACUAACAGCAGAAUUGAUGCUGAAUUGUUACGGACCUAACAUACCUUGUAUCGCAGACUUGAACCUGCCAACAUUUGUAACAACCAUUUGUGAAAUGGAUCAUUUUACUAUACAUAUCUUAUAGCUGCCAGGGAAUUAUUUUUUAGUUUCUAUUAAAAGUAGAAAAUAUUAAUGUUAUUUCUCAAGUGAUUAGGCAAUGUGUUUUAUAUACUUUAUGAGAAAAAUAUGAUAAAAAUUAACAUUUCGUAAAAACUUUGAAGAAUUUUGAAAAAUUAGGAAUGAUUAAGUAAACACAAGGAUCUAAUCCAUUUAUCUUCUUCAAGGAUCUAUUCUUAUUUUCUUUGUGCCAAUUCAGAGGGACCAGAAUGGUAACAACUGUUAAGGCAAUAUAAAGUAUGGUAUCACAAAGGAUAUUUCUUUUUUUAUAUAGUGAUGUUAUUUUAGGAUAAAUAAAAGUUAUUUUAUUGUAAAAAACUGAAUUUAUUGAUUUUCACAAUAUGUGAAAGAAAGGCCUAAGACAUGUUAUAUUUAAAUUAAGUAAGUCGCAAUUGCAUGCAAGCAUUAGUUUACUCUAUAUCUUUACAAAGUCCUCAUCAGAUUAGUUUGUCAAUGGCCGAGCUCCAUACACACUAUUCGUAGUGACAAAUUUUCUUAACUAAAACGAUACAUUUUACAAAGAAAAAAAUAGGACUAUUAGCGUCCCAUACAUUUGAAUACAAAACAAGAUAUUCACAUCAAACAAUCAUAAAUAUCAAAUGAUGUCCUACGUAUAAUUGUUUCUUUACAAGCUUUAAUACAAUUUGGAACACAAUUCGGUGCAUUCAUUGUAUUUAAAAAUGUUAUAAUCAGCCGUUACGUUAGUUAAUUUCAAACUUAUUAGAAAGCCACCUCGAUUCCAGGCACGUAUACAAAAUGAU
Molecule: messenger RNA, 1768 nt
Organism: Papilio xuthus (Asian swallowtail)
Lineage: Eukaryota; Metazoa; Arthropoda; Insecta; Lepidoptera; Papilionidae
Exons: 4
Coding region: 37-597 (186 amino acids)
Source: RefSeq, a predicted model, not a curated record